Alternaria ethzedia is the source of this 1110-nucleotide messenger RNA. Its product is annotated as putative secondary metabolism biosynthetic enzyme. The record is from RefSeq and is a predicted model, not a curated record. NCBI's taxonomy places the organism in Eukaryota, Fungi, Ascomycota, Dothideomycetes, Pleosporales, Pleosporaceae. The transcript is spliced from 3 exons. Bases 1 to 1110 code for a protein of 369 amino acids. Gene Ontology annotation, molecular function: oxidoreductase activity, acting on NAD(P)H.
AUGGCAACAUCAAUUCUCCCAGCGCUCCCCCCAUUGCGGCAAGCUGUCGUGCAGUCAGCCACGACACCCGGAGCCUUUGACCUCCGCACUGACCUGCCCAUGCCAACCAUGUCACCUGACCAUGUUCUCAUCAAGGUGAGCGCAGUGGCGGUUAACCACUGCGACUACAAGAUGCCAGCACGAAUACAUUGUCCCAACACGGUCGACGGCUGCGACUUCUCAGGUACAGUCGUGCGCGUUGGCGACACUGUUGCCAGUACCCCUGGCGGUCUGAAAAUUGGCGACCGUGUUGCUGGCGCUCAGAUGGCCUCCCAGGCUCGACGACCCUGGUCGGGUGCCUUCACUGACUACAUCGCGGAGAAGCCUGACAACCUGUGGCGUGUUCCCGACCACUUCUCUUGGGAGCAGGCGGCUUCGAUAGGGUGCGCUGUGGCCAGCAGCGUGGGAAUGGCGCUUUGGUGGGAAAUGAAGCUGUCUGGAACGCCCGAAGAACCGACGAAAGACCCCAAAUUCGUUCUGGUCUAUGGUGGUUCCACUGCCAGUGGAACCUUUGCCAUGCAGCUGUUGAAGAUGUCGGGCUAUCGAGUCAUCACAACCUGCUCUCCUAAGAACUUCAAACUAGUCGAAGAGUACGGAGCCGAGAAGGCGUUUGACUACCACUCGCCGACAUGUGGAGAAGAUAUACGAGCCUACACUAAGAACUCCUUGGAAUAUGCACUAGACAUCAUUACCGAAGCGAGGUCUAUCCGCCAGUGCUACGCAGCCAUCGGACGUGGUGGUGGUAGAUACAUUGGAUUUGAGCUCUUACCGGAUGAUCUCAUGGCCACAAUGAGGAAGGCCGUCAAGCCAUCUUGGGUCAUGGGCUUGGAGGUGGCCGGAUUGGAGUUGGAGUUGCCAGGAGGGUACUAUCGCAAGGCAAACCCCGAACUGCAUGACUGGCUUCAUGGGUGGAUCAAGCGCUUCGCCGCGUUGCUUGAGUCCAAAAGAUUGAAACCACAUCCUAUGCAGAUCAAUCCGGGCGGAUUAGCAAAGGUGAUUGAUGGACUGGGAGUCUUGCAGCGAAAGGAAGUCUCAGCGCAGAAGCUAGUGUAUCCUCUGUAUGAAAAUUAG